ACGUCUAAGAAUGUACGGACAAGGACCUGCUCUGUUUCUCGGCGAGUUUUUCCCACUUCCACCUCUCCGUCCCUGCCGAGCUGCGGCGGCCGCAUCGACUGUUAGGGCGAAAAUCCGUUCUAGUCUCUCGGCGAUUUUCGGCAGGCGGAGGCAGCAGGAUCUGCGGGAAGGAUUUCGUGUCGAGAUGGCUGGGCGCAAGGAAACUGCACUCGACCUGGCGAAGUUCGUCGACAAGGGCGUCCAGGUGAAGCUCACCGGCGGCCGCCAAGUGACAGGAACUCUAAAGGGAUAUGACCAACUACUCAACUUAGUGCUAGAUGAAGCAGUUGAGAAUGAAAGAGAGCAAGAUGAUCCAUUGAAGCUAUCAGGGAAAACUAGACAACUUGGCCUCAUUGUGUGCAGAGGCACGGCAGUCAUGCUGGUCUCACCGACUGAUGGGACUGAUGAGAUCGCCAACCCUUUCCUCGCGGACGGAGCAUAGCUUGCACCCCUCGGAACAAUAUGUCCCUGUGGGAAAAGAACCGGUUUCUCGUGUAUCUGUUGUAUCGUGUGCAGCUGUGCGGCUUAUUAGUGGUGUUUAAAUGCACUAGAUCUAAUAGUUAGUGACUAAAAUUAGUUGGAGACAUCCAAACAUCCUAGCUAUGAGUUCAAUUAUUAGCUAUUUUUAGUAAAUUAGUUAAUAAUUAGCUA
Zea mays is the source of this 690-nucleotide messenger RNA. RefSeq names its product LSM7-like. Gene Ontology annotation, molecular function: RNA binding. The record is from RefSeq and is marked validated. Gene Ontology annotation, biological process: nuclear-transcribed mRNA catabolic process; mRNA splicing, via spliceosome. NCBI's taxonomy places the organism in Eukaryota, Viridiplantae, Streptophyta, Magnoliopsida, Poales, Poaceae. Gene Ontology annotation, cellular component: catalytic step 2 spliceosome; U12-type spliceosomal complex; spliceosomal tri-snRNP complex.